Syngnathoides biaculeatus (alligator pipefish) is the source of this 3468-nucleotide messenger RNA. RefSeq names its product solute carrier family 5 member 3b (gene slc5a3b). The transcript is spliced from 2 exons. Bases 460 to 2574 code for a protein of 704 amino acids. NCBI's taxonomy places the organism in Eukaryota, Metazoa, Chordata, Actinopteri, Syngnathiformes, Syngnathidae. Gene Ontology annotation, biological process: myo-inositol transport; transmembrane transport; inositol metabolic process. The record is from RefSeq and is a predicted model, not a curated record. Gene Ontology annotation, cellular component: plasma membrane. Gene Ontology annotation, molecular function: D-glucose:sodium symporter activity.
GGUCCGCUCGCUAUAAGGAGGAGGAAUCGGCGACUGGUGCGAGACAAGCCCGUCAUUCAAAACCCAGACCGACAGGGACCACUUUUGACGUGGGGGUGGGGGGGAAACAAAAGCGACCAGACCAGCCGGGCUCCUUCUUUUGUUUUUCUUCUUCUUGGCGUUGACUUGCACAUCCUGCUCACCUCUUCUCGCUGGGGGGGCUGUUUGCUGUCACCUCUUUAGCAUCCCGACGCUAGCUUAAAAGGAACAAACCUCUCAAGAACUUUCUAGACCAGAGGCCCCAGACCGUCCUUUUAAAAGUAGAACAACCCGAGUGCUGGCGGAUGACCCCAUCCGAAGCACCCCUAGUGAGUUAGACCUGACAGCGGAUCCUACAGCAAACCAAAGCAGGACAUUUUAAAUCGCUGAUUCCGUUUCGAUUUCCGGCGAGAACUCGUUAUUUCAAGUAAUCGGUAAAAAAUGGGUCCCGGAAUGGAAGCGCCCGACGUGGCCGUGGUGGCGCUCUACUUCCUCCUGGUGCUCGUCAUCGGGUUUUUUGCCAUGUGGAAAUCCAACCGCAGCACGGUGAGCGGCUACUUUCUGGCCGGACGCUCCAUGACGUGGAUCGUGAUCGGCGCGUCGCUCUUCGUGAGUAACAUCGGCAGCGAGCACUUCAUCGGUCUGGCCGGGUCGGGAGCGGCGAGCGGCUUUGCUGUGGGAGCUUGGGAAUUCAACGCUCUUCUGCUUCUGCAGCUGCUCGGCUGGGUGUUCAUCCCCGUUUACAUCCACUCGGGCGUGUUCACCAUGCCCGAGUACCUGUCUAAACGUUACGGUGGCAACCGGCUGAAGGUGUACUUUGCUUUCCUGUCCGUGCUCCUCUACAUUUUCACCAGGUUGUCGGUGGACUUGUACGCCGGCGCCCUCUUCAUCCAGGAGUCCCUCGGGUGGAACCUCUACCUGUCUAUCGUUCUGCUCAUUAGCAUGACCGCCUUACUGACUAUCACAGGCGGGCUGGUGGCCGUUCUGUACACGGACGCCCUCCAGGCCGUGUUGAUGAUCGGCGGAGCCUUGACUUUGACCAUCAUCAGCCUCGUUAAAGUGGGCGGCCUCGCGGGCGUCAGAGCUAAGUACAUGGAAGCCGUCCCCAAUGUCACGGCCAUCAUGGCGACGGGAAACUAUUCCUAUUCCCCCAGCUGCCCCAUCCAUCCCAAACCCAACUCCCUCCGGAUCCUCCGCGGACCCUUGGAUGAAGACAUUCCAUGGCCGGGCUUUAUUCUGGGCCAGACCACCGCCUCCAUCUGGUACUGGUGCGCUGACCAGGUCAUAGUUCAGAGAGUUCUGGCAGCAAAGAACAUCGCUCACGCUAAGUGCUCGACGCUCAUGGCGGGAAUCCUCAAGAUCCUUCCCAUGUUCGUGAUCGUCAUCCCGGGUAUGAUCUCCCGCAUCUUGUUCGCAGACGACAUCGCCUGCAUCGGGCCCGAGCACUGCAUGGCGGUGUGCGGCUCUCAGGCUGGCUGCUCCAACAUCGCGUAUCCUCGUCUGGUCAUGGCCGUGAUGCCCGUGGGACUCCGCGGUCUGAUGAUGGCGGUCAUGAUCGCCGCCCUGAUGAGCGACCUGGACUCCAUCUUCAACAGCGCCAGCACCAUCUUCACCUUGGACAUCUACCAGACGUUUCGAAAGAAGGCGACUCAGCGCGAGCUGCUUAUCGUGGGCCGACUCUUUGUGGUGCUCAUGGUGGCCGUCAGUAUCGCGUGGGUUCCCGUCAUCAUCGAGAUGCAAGGCGGACAGACGUAUCUUUACAUCCAGGAGGUGGCCGGCUACCUCACCCCGCCCAUCGCCGCCCUCUUCCUGCUCGGUGUGUUCUGGAAGCGCUGCAACGAGAGAGGGGCUUUCUGGGGAGGCAUGACCGGUUUCGUUCUGGGCGCCGUCCGGCUGGUCCUGGCUUUCAUCUACCGGCAGCCUCGCUGCGACCAGCCGGACACCCGACCCGCCAUCAUCGCCCACGUCCACUACAUGUAUGUGGCCACCGGUCUGUUCUGGAUUUCAGGCCUCGUGGCUGUGGUGGUCAGUCUCCUCACGUCUCCGCCUGACGAGGAUCAGAUCCGCACCACGACGGUGUGGGGACUGCGCCACGUGGAAAAGUUGCCCGAGAACAAAAAAGACAGAGAGCAAAUGUACAGGCUGACCGAGAAGAGCCGCUGCAACGGCGAAGCGACCCUGCACAAAGGUUUGCCCCCGGAUGUCAGGAAGGAGAUGUGUCCGGACGGCGCCGACGUUAAACUGCUGGUCCCGUCCACGGACCACGACCCGGCCACGCCCAGCGCGGAGCCGUCCCCGGCGACCACCCCGGCGGACCGAUUCGCCAAACUGGACGAGGGCGAACGCCACGAGGCCAGCCGGUGCAUUUCCGUCCUGGACUGGUUCUGCGGCUUCAAGGAGCCGUCGCAGGACGCGCAGCCGAGGGCGCCCCAGGACAACGCAAAGCUGAUCGCGGAGAUGCUGCACGAGUCCCCGCGGGUCAAACUGCUCCUCAACCUCGGCCUGCUUUUCGUCUGCUCCGUGGGCAUCUUCAUGUUUGUCAUUUUCUCGCUGUAGUCAACCCGCGCAAUCAACUAACUGGUACUGAACUGGUCCGGGGGGGGCGGUCGGGCGGGUUUCACCGAGGUCGGACGUCGACGUCGCGGGCGGCCUGUUACAAACAGAUGAAUUUAUGAAGCUUUGAGGAGCUCCGUCUGUAAUAUUUACAGUUAUCUUUUGUAGCUCUCUUAACCGGGAUCCGAGCUUCUUCUAAUCAUUUUUUUGGAAUGAUUGAAGCUUCCCCACCCACAAAAAAAAAAAAAAUGUUCUCCUUUUUAAGACUCCGUGAAGCUCGUCCAGCACUUGGCCUAUUUUGUACAGCGCUUGUUGUUUAUUCCUGCACUUCUACUUGGAUUUCGAGGAUCGUUUCACUCCGAGUAAAUGUUAAUACUGGCCUUAUUUGACAUAUGCACUAAUCUUUUUUUUUUUUGUGCGUGUUGUAACAAAUAAUUUCUGUGAUUAUUAUUUUUUUUUUUUUCUUUCUCGUUGACGGUGACUGUAAGUUUAGUUGCUACUGUAGCAUUCGCGUGUUUUGUGGGUAAGAGUUUAUUUAUGAUCGUAGACCAUGAAAGUUUUCUUCUCAAGCUAAAGCUGCUUAGAUUCCAAAUGUGUAAAAAAAAAAAAAAAUGUAUGUCCCAUUUAUCUUUUUUUUUUUUGCCUUACCAUUACAUUUCACGUAUUUCAUCAGAUAAAUCCUAAUCAAGCAUCUCUUCUAUAUGGGGGACUAUUAUGACAUUUAUUAUCUGAUAUUAUAAAGCUUUUGCCUCUCUGCUGGUGUAAUAUUCUGCUGAUUAUUAAACACUUUCGGUGACAUAAAUGGAAAGAAGCACAAAUUUGAGAGCCUGUUCAGUGCGGUACGUGGCCGUUCUAUGUUGUUCAAAUUUCUGUUUUUUGGGUUUUUUUUAAGUUACA